CGCUGCACUUCUAGAUUGACUAAGCUACAAGCAGGAAGGAUUAGCACACUCCAACAUUGUAGCAAUCUACAACCACAAUAUACAAGACAAAGGGGCAGUAGCUGUUAAGGAUCUAAUGCAGAAUGCAGUCUGGACUGCUUACUGUUAACACCCUAAAGAAGACCCUUAAUCUGCACUCCAUAAGUACAUCAUGAAUGUCUGCUUUCCCUAUCUCCCACUGCUUUAAAGACGAAGAGGAAGUGUGCAAGAAUCAAAAAGGCUCAUCAAAAUGAGCAGCACAGACGCAGUCUCCACCUGUCCGUACAGCAACACCACUGUGGCCCCUGAAAAAACGAAUGUAUCCUGUGUGAACUUUACAUCCUUCAUGGUGCUCACGGACAGCCAGAAAAUUAUCGUCUCCUCAAUCUGUUUUCUCGUGGGGCCUCUCACUCUCCUGGAGAACUUGUUAGUCUUGUGCCUGAUCUUCUCCUCCCCGUAUCUGAGAAGAAAGCCCUCUUAUCUGUUCAUCAGCAGCUUGGCUUUGGCCGAUCUGUUUGCCAGCAUUUUUUUCGCCUUCUUCUUUGUGGAAUUCCAUGUGUUCAAGAACAUGGUCUCCACAUCGACGUUCUUGUUCAAGCUCGGAGGAGUCAUCAUGGCCUUCACUGGUUCCUUGGGGAGCUUGUUACUGACAUCUAUUGAUAGAUACAUAUGCAUCCACAAACCUUCUGAAUAUAAGACCAUCAUAACCCGGAAGAACGCUUUUAUUAGCCUCGCUGUGUUGUGGACGACCAUAGUCCUCAUCUCUUUCCUGCCUCUCAUGGGAUGGAAUUGUAGCACGCUGAAUUCAGUAUGCUCUGAAUUGUUCCCUUGUGUGGAUGAAACGUACUUAGCCUGCUGGCUAGCGUUUGUGAUUUCCUUGCUAGUUUUCAUAGUCUACGCUUACAUUCACAUCCUCUGGAAAGCACACAAGCAUGCUGUAUACAUGGAAAAGCAUGUGAUCCAAAGCCAAAGAGGUAAAGCCAGAAUGAGGAUGGACAUCCAACUGGCCAAGACGUUUGGUGUGAUUCUGGCCAUCCUGGUCAUUUGUUGGUCCCCUGUCCUGUCCUUCAUGUUUGUAGAUCUGUUCUCCAAGCUGGACAACAACCUGAAGAUGGUGUUUGCAUUCUUCUGCACCCUGUGCUUUGUGAACAGCACGGUCAACCCGCUGGUCUAUGCCCUGAGGAGCAAGGACAUGCGGCAAGUUCUCCUGGGGGCUGUGGCCCGGUGUCGUGGUCAAGCAACGUUCUUCUUGAGCAGUGUGGAGUCUGAUGGGCAACAGAAGUCAAUCCAUCCAGACACUGUCUGCGAAUUGGUUGAGGUACCGUCACUCACAGACUGCAGAAAAACCUGAAGACCAACCUCUGUUACAAAUGUGUACUAUAGUUCUGCCAGAUAUCCACAUAAUGCUAAAGUAUUGCAAAAUUAUAACUGUGGCAUAACUCUUAAAGGGAAAAUCUGUCUGUUUGUUUUUUGUUUUGUUUUUCCCCUGGUUUAUAAAGUAAAUACCUUUCACAGGUUUACAGAACUGGAUUCAUUUGACAGUAACACUUUAUGUCAAUGGGACACUAUGGUGCAUUCAUAGCACCUUCAUAAGGACCAAGGAAAAUUGUAUAGCUUUUUGCAUAUACUGUUAAAAUCGUCAUAAGCCAUCAACCACUUACAAGUAUUGGAAUGAGUAUUCAUACAUUUUGUUGUGUGUUAUCACAAAAUGUGUUAUUUUAAUGUUAUAAAAUUGGAUUAUUUAAUAGUUUUAAACACUUAUUGUAUUACAUUUUAUAAACAAUUUAGGAAGGCACGAUCGAAUCUUACAUAAUGUCUAAUUCAAACUAAGCGUUUUGUACAUACCUCUUAGGUAAAACAUUAUUAAUUCACUGUAAAUAACAGGUUUACAAUAAGUAAAUGUACAGUCUAAUCAAAUGAUAACCAUCUUUAACCAUCUUGUCUAACAGACUAACAUGCAGCCAACUCCAAUACUAUCCUCUUACUAGUCUUUCAAAUUCCUGUAUUGCCCUUUAGUACACAGAAUGCACAUACAAACUAAACAACUUUGAUAAUGCGCCUGUAUUAUAAUUGCUUGUGACUGUUGCCUAUAUGUUGAAUAACUUGUUUAUCACUAUUUGAAGGCAAUGGUUUGUUCUUAAUAUAUGAAUAUGUUUUCCUUUGAGAGAUUCGUGAGAGACAAAACAUUGUAUUAUUAAUAUCACACAGUGAAUUUCUUUUCCCUACAAAACCAAUAGCUGGACUGAUGAACGGACAGCCAAACACCCCCCUAUAUCCCCCAAAUAUGAUACUCUCAAUAAUGUAUCCAAAAUAAUGUUAAUACCAAAUUUCAUGACAAUUGCAUAAGCGAUUCUGCAAAUAUAUGGAAAACUGUGUGACAUACAGUACAUAGGUACACCCGCCUCCACUAUCUCCAACCAUCACAGCAGAUUAUAAUAAACCCAGCCUUGACACAAGCAAUAACUAGUCCAGCACACUAACUAGCACACAUGGGAUUGGACAGCCCUCAGGACAACACCUCCACACAUUCAGCCUUCCAGCAACCUUCCUUAAACACUGCAGCCUACAUAGUCCAUGGGCUGUGAUUCGUCACACACAGUGAGCUGUCUCAGUCGAACCAAGAGAUUUGCAUAUUCAGGCUGCUUGUUGAUGAUUGAAUGGUUUAAAAUGCUGAUUUUCCACCUCACUCUUUGCAUUGUGUAAUUUAGCUUGUAAACGACUGGCAAUUAUGGGAUCUGUAGAGUGAUAAGACCUGGCCUGUGUGAUUAAAACCAGUGAACAAAAGGAAAUAAUGUACUGUUUUGGGGGGAAAAAGAUUUAUGUGAGUUCUGACAUCUGGAGGUUUCGGUUUGAAUCCAGCUUACUAUAAAUCACAAAUAAAGUGAAUUUGAUGGUAUCGUGUCCUUAUAGUAACAUUUUAUUAGGAAUUAUUACAGUACCUAUAACUACCUACAUUUUAUAUUUUGUAAGCCUUUCAAACUGCCAUCGCAAGACAUGUUAUUAACUUAGUAUUGCUGCUAUAC
This is a messenger RNA of Acipenser ruthenus (sterlet), 3041 nucleotides long. Its product is annotated as cannabinoid receptor 1-like. Gene Ontology annotation, biological process: cannabinoid signaling pathway. The record is from RefSeq and is a predicted model, not a curated record. Gene Ontology annotation, cellular component: membrane. NCBI's taxonomy places the organism in Eukaryota, Metazoa, Chordata, Actinopteri, Acipenseriformes, Acipenseridae. The transcript is spliced from 2 exons. The coding region runs from base 269 to 1369 and encodes 366 amino acids. Gene Ontology annotation, molecular function: cannabinoid receptor activity.